Molecule: messenger RNA, 2061 nt
Organism: Neurospora hispaniola
Lineage: Eukaryota; Fungi; Ascomycota; Sordariomycetes; Sordariales; Sordariaceae
Exons: 2
Coding region: 1-2061 (686 amino acids)
Biological process (GO): nucleolar large rRNA transcription by RNA polymerase I; transcription initiation at RNA polymerase I promoter
Cellular component (GO): RNA polymerase I upstream activating factor complex
Molecular function (GO): rDNA binding; RNA polymerase I general transcription initiation factor activity
Source: RefSeq, a predicted model, not a curated record
AUGCCGCCGGCAAUGGCUCCCCCCACCAUCAACGACCACGACGCUCAAAAUGACGCCGAGUCGCAUUACGGAAGCGCCAUCGACGAUGCUGAAUUCGACUAUGCCCAGCUAGACGGCAUCCCCCGCCGCCGACACCAGGUAGAAUCGGCAGGCAGCGAAUAUGAACCGCCUUCCGAGGAAGACGUCGACCGAGAAAAGACAAAGAGGGGAAGGUCACGCUCGCGAUCAAAAUCCAUCCUCACCCCGCGCCCUCCAAAACGUUCAUCAGACGGCCUAGCCCUCCAUACAGAACGGCCCUCAAAACGGCACAAAACCCCCUUCAACUACUCCUACCUCGCCCUCCUGAACGCCGACAUCAUUGACGCCGCUUCGCGCUUCGUUCCUACCGGCGACGAAACCACCCAGCAACUAGCUCCUUCCCAGAUCGGUCUAACCGUCUGGACCCCCGCUGAAAAGGAGCUCUUCUUUUCCGCAGUCUCCCGCCUCGGCCCGGACUCCGCUUCCGCCAUCGCUUCACGAAUCCGCACCAAAAGCGAGCUCGAAGUUGCCGAGUAUCUGGAAGUCUUUCGGCAGACCAUCAAGACCAGGCAGGACCCCAAACUCGCAACCCCGGCGCAAUUGCUGCAGCCCGUGACGCCGGCCGAGGUUCCGGCGGCUGUGGAACUAAGUCAGCAGUGCUGUAAUGCCCUCGAGGAGGCGGCAGAUGCGGUUGCUAGUAGGCAAGAGUCGUGGGAGGAGGCGGAAGAGAUGCGGAAGUGGGGGGAGAACAGGUGGUUGAUCAGGAAGGAUAACGUAAAGGGGUUGGAGAUGGAGGCAAGAGAGGAGAGGGAGAAGGAGACGGAAAGGAAGCAGAGAGAAGGGAAGGGAAAAGGCAAGGAUGUGAAUCAAGAUGGUGAUUAUGAGACGGUAGUAAAAACCGAGGAGGACGUCGAUGAAUUUGGCCAAAGGAAAUUGCCCGCUCUUGAUCUGUUCCGAGUCCGAACAAUGCUCGACCUUUCCGAGAACGUCUUCAUGAAUUCUACCGUCGACGACUACAACUGGAGCAGCAUGUCCCACGAGCCACCUGCCAUUCGAGCCACUGCCCUCGAGGAUUUACAUUCGCUGGUAGUCUCGCUAACGCGAAGGCUCGUUGCGGCAGUUAUUUACAUCAGCGAAUCACGCAUCAAAGCCAAACGGGCCGUUCACCCGUUAACACGAAACCAUGUCUGGAUACAGGACGUCGAAGCGGCAGUCCUUUCCCUAGGGUUAAAGAAGAAUAGCCAUCAAUUCUGGGCUAAAGCAGCAAGACGGUUAAGACUGGAUGUCUACGGGGACGAAGACUAUGACUACAAGGAGGAACUGGCGCGAAAAGAGGAAGAAGGGAUAGAUGUGGACGUUGAAAUGAUACGAGACGAACCAGAGCCAAUGUCCUACGCCGAAGUAGAAGAAGCCCUAGGCCUCGAACCUGAUACCAACCGCCCAGAACCCGACGACGCGGACGAAUUUGACGAGGAUGAACGAAGCGAUGUCGAGUCUCUAGCCUCCCUUUCUUCCACGCCCUCCCUCGACGAGCUCGACAAUCUCGAACAGAAUACCGAGGAGCCCACCCAGACUGAACCACAUCAAAUUGCUCCAUCAAGCCCUGCCCCAUCCGAACAUCAUCAACUGGACCUUGUCGAAGACGAAGCCAUCAAAUCCGAAGCCAAAGAACUACUCCGCUACUCGGCUCUUCCCAUGGCCAUCACUUCUCGUGCUAGACAAGUCCUCUACGCUCGUAUCCGCACACAGCGCGCUCAGGAGGCGUACGCUGACGCGCUGGACGUGCGGGCUAGUUACAAGGAAGAGAAGAGGAUGUGGCAGCUGUUGGGACGAGAGCCACCAGAGGACUUAGUCCUGGUUAAGGGGGAAAUACCGCAGGAGCCGGUGGCUACGGGGAGGCAUACGGGGGUUGAUGAGCUAUUGGGGACGAGGGGGGUGGAAGUGGGCGCUUGGAGAGACAAGAUUGAGGAGGGAUUUGGAGGAGCUGAGUGGGAGGUUGAGUGGCAGAGGCAUCUAGAAGAUUCCAAGGAGCGUGGGAGGUAA